Molecule: messenger RNA, 219 nt
Organism: Chondrus crispus (carragheen)
Lineage: Eukaryota; Rhodophyta; Florideophyceae; Gigartinales; Gigartinaceae
Exons: 1
Coding region: 1-219 (72 amino acids)
Source: RefSeq, a predicted model, not a curated record
AUGCAGCUCAACUACGGGCGUCUAGUGUCUAGGCGACAAGUGAACUCAUAUGAGGCUACUUUUAACUUGUUUUUUCUCGACGUGCGCUUGCUCAACAAGAAGGAAAAUUAUAUUCUCGCCACCGCUGUUGACUUCUGCGUUGCGGAAGGAUGGAGUUUAGUGAGAUCUGCACGUCUUUUCCAGCCAUUUUUAGAAUGUCUAAAACAGAAUCUCUUUUGA